AUGUUUUCAGAUAUUGAAAGAAUACCUGGUCCUGUUCAAAACAACAGUUCCACUAGACUGUCAUCAAAGGCUGCAACGCUUUCAUUAUAUUUAAGACCAUUUGAUGUUGGUGGUGAUGGCGACUGCCUUUUUCGAGCUGGGUCUCAUCAGUUGUAUGGUGACCCUGAUCACCAUCUACAAGUUCGAGCAUUUGGCAUUGCUUAUAUGAGGGCUAAUCCUGAGAGAUUCAUUGAAAGUAACACUGAAAACUCAUGGCUAGAAUACCUCAAUAUUAUGUCCAUGCAAGGGUCAUGGGGUGAUGCUAUGAUUAUACAAGCUGUGGCUGAUCAGCUGAAGUUAAAGAUAGUCAUUAGUGAGACACAUGAACAAUUUCCUGAAUCCAUUAUAGUACUGGGAUAUUCACCAACAGAUCAACUUAGAGAUAUUUAUUUAGGUCAUAUAGAUGAGUAUCAUUAUGUAUCAACUUUGCCAUCAGGUACUUCUUAA
Molecule: messenger RNA, 486 nt
Organism: Dendronephthya gigantea
Lineage: Eukaryota; Metazoa; Cnidaria; Anthozoa; Malacalcyonacea; Nephtheidae
Product: OTU domain-containing protein DDB_G0284757-like
Exons: 1
Coding region: 1-486 (161 amino acids)
Biological process (GO): protein deubiquitination
Molecular function (GO): cysteine-type deubiquitinase activity
Source: RefSeq, a predicted model, not a curated record